AUGGAUGGAAGCAAGUUCAGUAUGGGAAACUGGAACAUGGCCCAGAUUGACGUAAGGAGGCAGAUGGCAGUGGGAGAGAAGCACGAGCAUAGACUCGUAUUGAGUACUGAGGAGUACUUUGGCUUUGAUGAUAAGCUGGAGAGAGACUACUGGUAUGCGACAAUCAAGGAGUUACAGAGGCAGAUUAAGGAAUUACAUGAGAAGAGGAUGAGAUAA
Enterospora canceri is the source of this 216-nucleotide messenger RNA. Lineage: Eukaryota; Fungi; Microsporidia; Enterocytozoonidae. The record is from the annotation of a GenBank genome assembly.